Molecule: messenger RNA, 3942 nt
Organism: Sclerotinia borealis F-4128
Lineage: Eukaryota; Fungi; Ascomycota; Leotiomycetes; Helotiales; Sclerotiniaceae
Source: the annotation of a GenBank genome assembly
AUGGCCGAAAAAAUUUCCGCCUUUCCCCGCCUCCUGUUGGCUGGUAGUCCAUCGGCUGCUGACAAGGGCACGCUAUUGUUGGGUGCAAUAUGUUCCAUUGCAGCUGGUGUUCCCUUCCCCAUCAUCGGAGUGCUGUUUGGACAGCUCCUCGACGAUUUUAAUGCAGCCACCUGUAGUGAGUCUUCGGGCUCCUCUUCCGACGAAGAUCAAAGUGGAAUCAACAGCAAGAUUCUCAUCAUCGUGUAUCUGGCCGUGGCCCAAUUCGUGCUCAUUUAUUUGCAUCUUUCGUGCUGGAGUCUCCACGGCGCGCGAUUGGCCCAAAGACUGCGUGAACGUUACUUGCAGAAUUUGCUGCGUCAGGAACCGUCUUAUUUCGAUAACUUGCCUCCUGGAGAAGUCGCCUCGCGUUUGAAUAGCGAUGUUCAGACGAUUCGCUCAGGCACUUCGGAGAAAGUGGGCAUCGUCCUCUCUAGUCUCUCCUUUUUCGUCACGGCCUAUAUUGUAGCUUUCAUCAAAGACUGGGAGCUGGCUGCAAUGUUACUCUCGUUGAUUCCGGCCUAUUUUCUCAUGUCGUUUAUUGGCACUUAUUAUAUCGAGAAAUACUCCGGGCUCAUGUCGGAUCAUGCUGCUACGGCCGCGUCGAUUGCUUCGGAAGCCCUCUCUAAUAUUGUGGUGGUGCAGGCUUUUGGUGGAAAUACUCGAUUGGAGAAUAAAUUCUCUACUGCACUCCGAGCUUCGAGAACUGAGGGUUUGAAGAAGGCGACGGCUAUUGGCAUACAAUCUGGAUUCUUGUAUUUCAUUGCUUAUUCUGCAAAUGGACUGGCAUUUUGGCAAGGAAGUAAAAGUAUCGCUAGAUCGGUGCGUAACGACUCUGCGGGCGUCACCGUAGGUGCUACGUUUACAGUCAUUUUUAUCCUGGUCGAAGCUACCUUGCUUUUGAGUCAAGUUGCACCAUUUCUCCAUCUAUUCAUCGCAGCUGUCGCCUCGUACAAGAAGCUGCGUAUGGACAUAGAUCGACAGCCACUAAUCGAUGGUACUACUGAUGCCGGUCUUCGACUUCCACAGGCACAAGGUGGCUUCGAGUUCAAGGACGUUUCAUUCACCUAUCCCUCCAGGCCGGAGAUCACAGUUCUCGACAACAUCACUCUGUCCAUCCCUGCUAACAAGAACACGGCCAUUGUCGGGCUUUCGGGAAGUGGGAAGUCAACUAUCGCGGGUCUGGUCACAAGAUUAUACGAUCCUACGCAUGGUCAAAUUACUUUCGACGGCCACGAUAUUCGUGAUGUCAAUACCCGUGACUUGAGAGGAUUCCUCAGUUUGGUACAACAAGAGCCUUCUCUCCUCGACCGUUCCCUCUUGGAAAAUAUCGCACAUGGCUUGAUCAACUCGAGUAAUCCUAGCCAUGCACAUUUGAAGGCGGCACUCAACAGUUCCGACCUUUCAGAUCUAGCAGGUGAAGUAAGGGAGGGUACGGAUCUCAUGGCCGCGGCAGCAACGCGGGGUCCGGAAAUUGUCGAAAUUAUCACUUUGGUCAGGAAGGCUGCGGAGCUUGCAGAUGCGGACUCCUUCAUUACUGCAUUGCAGCAUGGAUAUGGUACUUCUGUUGGCUCCAGUGGACGGCUCAUCAGUGGUGGUCAGAAACAACGGGUGGCUCUUGCCAGGGCCCUUGUAAAGGAUCCCGCCGUGCUUAUCUUGGACGAAGCAACGGCCUCUCUGGAUUCCAGAAGUGAGCAGCGUAUCCAGCAGGCGAUCAACAAGAUUGCGAGUGGGAGAACCAUGAUCACUAUUGCUCAUCGUCUAUCUACGAUAACUACCGCGGAUAAUAUCAUCGUGAUGUACAAAGGUCAUAUCGUGGAGCAGGGAAGUCAUUCGGUGUUGAUGGUCAAGAGUGGAACGUACGCCGACCUAGUCAAAUUACAAGGUCUCGGAUCCGCAUCCGGUAAAGACGAGAGAGCUAGUAUGGACAGUAUCAGUAAAUCUGUAGUGACUUCGUCGACAGCCAUUGAUAUUGAGAAGAGCAGCCAAACAAGCGGCCCCCUUGGAGAUGCAGAGAAAGCUGAAUUUUCAGCCAAAGAAGAAGCCGACACUGAUUCGCCAGAAGAAGAACAGGAACCAGCGACUCCAUCCAGAUCGUUGUGGGCCCUGAUGAAAGGCUAUGCUCCAGCAUUAAGGCCACACUUACUUAUGAUCUUCAUCGCCCUUGUUGCCUCAACUGUUGUUGGUGGAGCUUUCUCUGGCGAAGCCGUCAUCUUCGGAAAUACCGUUGGAAGUCUGAACCCUUGUAAUAGCGCAGACAGUAUUGAUUCUCGGGGAAACUUCUAUGGUCUUCUGUUUUUCGUCCUCGCAAUUAUCGAGUUCUUUGGCAAUUUGGUCAGUUGGGCGGGAUUCGGCUGGGUCUCGGAGAGGAUUGUCUUUACAGUGAGAGUUUUGUCGUUUCGAUCUCUGUUCGAACAAGACCUUGAGUGGCAUCAAUCUGAAGGCCGUACGCCCGCCGUACUUCUCUCAUAUAUUACUAGGGAUGGUAAUGCUUUGGCUGGUUUGAGCGGUUCCGUCAUUGGUACUUUAUUCUCCAUCAGCGUUAAUCUCAUUGCAGCAAUUAUUUUGACCCACAUCAUUGCCUGGAAGAUAGCAUUGGUCUGUCUGGCUUUGGUACCACUUCUACUUGGAGCUGGUCUUAUGGAACUUCGAGUACUUGGUCAAUUCGAAGACCGACACGAAAAUGCAUACACCCAGUCGGUUGAUAUUGGUGUAGAAGCAAUUACAUCCAUCAAGAUCAUCGCGUCUCUCUCUCUUGAAGAAGAAACACUGGCUACCUACCGAAGAUCUUUGGCGGGACCUCGCACAGAGACGUUCAAAGUUAGUCUCACAGCAAGUCUUUGGCAGGCGACGACCUACUUCCUUGGCAAUCUUGUGAAUGCACUGGCAUAUUGGUGGGGUGCCAAACAAAUUCUCGCAGGCACCUACACACAAACACAAUUCCUGAUUGUCGUCUUCUCCCUUCUGGUCAGCGCACUCCUCUGGAGUCAAAUGUUCGCUCUCGCACCGGAACUUUCUAAUGCUCGAGCGGCCAUGGCAAGAAUCUUAAGCCUGAUCGAGAUAGGGUCGGACAAGAUGCAAGGACACGUGCGCGAUCUUCCAUCCACUGAUAUCGAGGCCACCGCCGAAACCAAAUCCCCUAUUCCAUCGUCUGAUCAACAAGCCUCCAGCGUGCAGCUCCGCGAUAUUCAUUUUUCGUAUCCUGCCCGGCCAGACAUGCAAGUGUUGAACGGCUUGAACAUUGAUUUCCAGCCUGGGAAAUUCUGUGCCCUGGUCGGUCCGUCCGGUGCUGGUAAAUCGACCAUCAUUUCACUAGUCGAAAGAUUGUACACACCACAAUCCGGAUCCAUCAUCAUUGAUGGCGUCGACGUGACCAAGCACCGAGACGUCGCCUUCCGUGAUUCCAUUGCAUUGGUACCACAAGAAAGUGUACUUUUCGAGGGAAGCGUCGAGUUCAACAUUGGAUUUGGUGCGAGACCAGGGCACGAAGUAUCCAUGGAUGAAAUCGUCGCCGCGUGUAAACUCGCCAAUAUUCAUGAUACCAUCGAAGCAUUACCAGACGGAUACAAAACCCACUGCGGAAUAAGCGGGAACCAAUUUUCCGGAGGUCAGAAGCAAAGAUUGUCGAUCGCUCGAGCGCUCGUUCGAAAACCUAAAUUGUUGAUCCUAGACGAAUCAACUAGUGCUUUAGAUGCGGAGUCGGAAAAGCUCUUGCAGGAUGGACUGGAGAAGGCCGCGAGGGGUAUUACGGUUAUUGCUAUUGCUCAUCGUUUACGUACAAUUCGAAAGGCCGAUGUUAUUUUCUUGGUAGAUGGAGGAAGAUGUGUGGAUCAGGGGUCGCAUGAGGAAUUGUUGGAGAGGUCGGAAAGUUAUAGGGCGAAUGUCAUGCAUCAAACAGUAGUAUGA